Molecule: messenger RNA, 660 nt
Organism: Arabis nemorensis
Lineage: Eukaryota; Viridiplantae; Streptophyta; Magnoliopsida; Brassicales; Brassicaceae
Source: the annotation of a GenBank genome assembly
AUGUCUUUGGGUGAUACGAGAAAGAGAAGACAGUUUGUCUCUCAGGUAACAGAGAAGGAGAUCAUACCUUCUUCUCAUCGACGAAAUCUGGCCGUCGAGGAGAAAUCUGAGUUUAAAACCAUCAACCUUAUGCAUAAUUUUUAUGUAUCCGUUAUGGUUAUGGUUGUGGUCGUGGUGGAAUUCCCUCAAGAAAUUCCAGAUUUCGACAAUGGAAGUUGGAAUUGUUUUCCCACUUUUCUUGUUACUAAUGGAGAAUACUCUAAUACCAAUGAUGAAAGAGGAGCACAGUGGAAGGCCGUUGUUGUUCCAGCGACAGAAUUCGUUGAAGCGAUGACUAUCAAGAAGAAACUAAGGGAAUAUUUUUCACUAUAUCAACAAUGGAUAUUGGAUACAAUCAAUGAUAUCAUCUCCUGGUGCGGGAGGCGGAUGGUUGGCAUGCGAUGGAACAGAUGGAUUGCAGCCAUUGAUCUCUCAAAAAAUUAUUGGAAUCUCAUCAAAACGAUGAUAGCCAAUCAUGAAGAUCAUAUUAGACCGAAGACAACAACGAACAAGGAAAAUAGCAGAUUUAUUAUUCUGUUAGCGCGUAAAGCUUACCUAUUAAAAGAAGUAGUGUUAUUUUCACUUAUUCGUUUAUAUGUUGUCGUGCUUAAAUUUGGAUAA